UUUGGCGCAUAAGUUGUAUUGGUUGUAUGCUUGUGUGAUUUUUUAAAGCUUGUUAGUGUAGUAGGAGUGUUUUGAAUAUUAGAGGUGUUAAUGAAUUUAAAAGAAAAUGCCUGUUGAACAGAUUCAAUAUUCUGAGAAGUAUCAAGAUCAAAAUUACGAAUACAGGCAUGUGAUUUUACCAGCAGAUAUUGCCAAACAUGUUCCGAAAACUCAUUUGAUGACAGAAACAGAGUGGAGGAACCUUGGAGUACAGCAGAGUCCGGGUUGGGUUCAUUAUAUGUUGCAUUCACCAGAACCACAUAUUCUUUUGUUCCGAAGACUGAGAACGGACAAGCCCCAGAAUACGUCAGAAGCAACAGAGGGGAAUGAACCCCGCGGCGAUCAAUGAAUUUUCGUUUGUAAAAUAUCGUGCCUGUGAUAAAAACAAUUCCGUGGAAUUUAAUGUUGUGAUUUCAUUAGUUUUAGUUAGUACCUAUUACAUUAGUCAAAACGUAUUACAUAUCAAGUGCGAAAAUUCCCAGGUAAAACUGAUGUGAAAAUGUGACCAAUUUUUUUCGAAGAGAUUGUCAUAAUGUUGGCAUGAAAUUCUGCAUAAAAGAUUAGGAAACGUGGAAUUCAGUAUUAAGUAUUUUGUGUAAAUACUGCAAACAGUGACUGAAUUGUUUGUCAAGGAGCAUUUGUUUUGUAAAUAAUUUUAUAUAAGCCCUUCGUAUUGGGGAUAGUUUUGUGGUAAAGUAUAUGUAUGUUAUUUUAAGAAACUGUGUUAUAGUUCUGUAGAUUGGAGUAUGUGCCUUAAUAUAUUAGCCUAAUAUAUUUUUAGAAAUGCAUGCCAAACAAAUAAAACCCAACAUUACAGAA
This is a messenger RNA of Schistocerca piceifrons (Central American locust), 858 nucleotides long. Its product is annotated as cyclin-dependent kinases regulatory subunit-like. Gene Ontology annotation, molecular function: ubiquitin binding; protein kinase binding; histone binding. Bases 107 to 388 code for a protein of 93 amino acids. The record is from RefSeq and is a predicted model, not a curated record. NCBI's taxonomy places the organism in Eukaryota, Metazoa, Arthropoda, Insecta, Orthoptera, Acrididae. Gene Ontology annotation, biological process: regulation of mitotic cell cycle. The transcript has 3 exons. Gene Ontology annotation, cellular component: cyclin-dependent protein kinase holoenzyme complex; SCF ubiquitin ligase complex.